AUGUCGCGCGGUCAUAUGCCCACCGUGGUGACGGCGAAGGGGUCGGAGGAGCAGGGCGGGAACAGGAUGUACGCACCGAGUCGGAUGCAGAGUGCUCGAGACUUGCCAGGGCAACUGACGAUGAAACGUCGAGCCGAUCUCGAAGGCCUUGUGGAGAAGGACUUGAAGACGGAGCUGGCGGAGAAGGAACGCAAGCACUUUAGAGAGAAGCUGUUGGACAAGCCCAUGGACUUCGAGGAGGAGAGGCUGCGGGACCUCGAGUUGCUUCAACAGGGCGGGGGCGGUGGCAUGAAACUCAUUCCAAGAGCGGUCGACGCGGACGACAUCGACUCCGAAGACGACAGCGACGAGGACGACGACGACGACGACGACGAGGAGGCGGCGCUGAUGGCGGAGCUGGAGAAGAUCAAGCAGGAGCGCGCGGAGGAGGCGGCCCGCAAGGCGGCGGAGGAGGCGGCGGCGGAGGAGGCGAACAAGCGCGCCAAGGUGGGCGCCGGGAACCCGCUGCUCGACGUGGCGGGCGCGGGCGCGGCGGGCGACGCGACGCUGAAGCGCAAGUGGUACGAGGACACGGUGUUCCGCAACCAGGCCAAGGGGGAGCCCAAGGCGCAGAAGCGGUUCAUCAACGACACCGUGCGGUCCGACUUCCACCGGAAGUUCCUCGAACGGUACAUCAAGUGA
Molecule: messenger RNA, 681 nt
Organism: Pedinophyceae sp. YPF-701
Lineage: Eukaryota; Viridiplantae; Chlorophyta; Pedinophyceae
Source: the annotation of a GenBank genome assembly